Molecule: messenger RNA, 2547 nt
Organism: Microthlaspi erraticum
Lineage: Eukaryota; Viridiplantae; Streptophyta; Magnoliopsida; Brassicales; Brassicaceae
Source: the annotation of a GenBank genome assembly
AUGAUUCAUCGAUUUCGCACAAAAAAUCGGUCCAAUUAUCAUGCCUUCGGUGGUGGGUCUUUCCUAAUCUCCGUGAAACGGUGCGAAUCGGCGAAGAACACCGGAAGAUCAACAGUUCUCAAUCAGCGAUUGUUUCUCCUCUAUGCAUGCUCAUGUUUUGUCCUAAAAUUUUGGCUUGUGUUGUUGUUUAUUUUGGUUUCUGGUGGGCACAGAGAUGGAGCUGUUGACAACGACAACAACAACAAGGACGUGUUUACAGCUGUUGACCAAGCUGAGAUUACAAAAGAUGUUUGCUUGAUGUAUGAUUUUGUGAAUCAGCAUUUACAGGAGGCCACAAGGGUUUCCGACCUAAGCUUGGAGGAAGAUGAUGUUCUGAAGCUAGUAAGUGAAAAGAGUGAGAACAGAGUUGUAAGGAAUAUAAAGGCUUCAAUGAAAUGCAGUGAUAGAGAAGUUUCCAAGCCUGCAACCGAGAGCUUCUCUUUCAGAAUUCCUCCAUCAGAAAACAUUGAAUCUCAAGGAAGGUCGGAUCUUCCGGGAAUAGAUGUGUUGGUCUCAGCUGCAAAGAGAAAGAGCCGCCUCUGGUCACAGCCAACUGGUUCCACAAAACGCUGCGUUUGGCUGCUUCUUCCUUCUUCCUCAGUUCACUUCACUGCGCAAACCAACCUCAGAGACUCGUCGAAAUCUUCCUUAAUGGCACUCUCUCAGGUUGCGUAUUUGAUUCCGUUGAAGGCAGAUUUAAACGAAGACAAUUCAUCUCCAAGGAUAACUUUAUCCCAAGGGCCAAACACCAUCGGUCGCGGCAACGUUUUAAUCGCCGAUAAGCGUCUCAGCCGCAAACACAUCACCGUCACCGCUUCCACUUCUGGCUCUGUUUCAUUGUCUGUGGAAGGAACGAAUCCGGUGGUUGUGAGGUCUUCCGGCGACGGCGAGAGGAAAAAGAUAAAUCCCUGUGAAGAGAUUUUAUUAACUGAUGAUGAUAUUAUUGAGUUGAUCCCAGGUCAUCAUUUCUUCAAGCUAGUUUUGCCACCAACUGAAAACAAAGGAAGCCAUGAAAGAGCUGCUAAGAAAGCUCGAAAGGCUGAAACACAAGGAGAUGAUGAUAAUGUAGAGGCGAUUCGUCGUUUUUGUCCACCUAGUGAGAAACUACCUUCAACGUUUCGGCUUUUGAGUGUCAAUGGAUUGCCAGAUUGGGCUAAUACCUCCUGUCUUUCUAUUAACGAUGUCAUUGAGGGAGAUGUUGUUGCUGCAAUCCUAUCGAAUUUUAUGGUCGAUAUAGACUGGUUGAUGUCAGCUUGCCCGAAACUGGCCAACAUUCCCCAUGUUAUGGUCAUUCAUGGAGAAAGUGAUGGUAGGCAAGAAUAUAUUCAGAGGAAGAAGCCAGGUAAUUGGAUUGCUCAUAAGCCUCGGUUACCUAUUUCAUUCGGGACGCACCAUUCGAAGGCGAUCUUUCUAGUCUAUCCUCGAGGAGUGAGAGUUGUAGUACACACUGCGAAUCUGAUCCAGGUUGAUUGGAACAACAAAAGCCAAGGUUUGUGGAUGCAAGAUUUCCCUUGGAAAGAUGAUGAUGAUGAUCACAAAGAUCCACCUAGCGGAUUUGAAGGUGAUCUUGUGGAUUACCUCACUGUUCUUAAGUGGCCUGAGUUUACUGCAAGCUUACCUGGUCGUGGUAAUGUCAAGAUCAAUGCAGCCUUCUUCAGAAAGUUUGAUUAUUCUGGUGCUACGGUUCGACUCAUUUCAUCAGUCCCUGGAUACCACACUGGUAUGAACUUGAAGAAAUGGGGACACAUGAAGCUAAGGACGAUUCUUCAAGAAUGCGUUUUCGAUAGAGAGUUUCGCAGAUCACCGUUAGUUUAUCAGUUUUCUUCCCUCGGUUCUUUAGACGAGAAGUGGUUAUCUGAGUUUGGAGCUUCUUUGUCUUCUGGUAUAACAGAGGACAAGACUCCUCUCGGUCCUGGCGAUCCGUUGAUAAUAUGGCCGACAGUAGAAGACGUGAGGUGUUCUUUGGAGGGUUAUGCUGCAGGCAAUGCAAUUCCGAGCCCAUUGAAGAACGUGGAGAAACCGUUCUUGAAAAAGUAUUGGGCAAAAUGGAAAGCGGAUCAUAGUGCUCGCGGUCGUGCAAUGCCACAUAUAAAGACCUUCACACGUUACAGCGACCAGAAGCUUGCAUGGUUCUUGCUAACCUCAUCGAAUCUUAGCAAAGCGGCUUGGGGAGCACUUCAGAAAAACAAUUCCCAGCUAAUGAUCCGCUCCUACGAGUUGGGCGUCUUGUUCUUACCAUCUCCAGUAAAAACACAAGGUUGUCAAUUCUCGUGCACUGAUAGCAACCGGAGCACUAUGAAGGCAAAACAUGAGACGAAAGACGAGGCAGAGAAGAGGAGUGAGCUAGUGACAAUGACCUGGCAUGGAGACAGAGAUUCGCCUGAGAUAAUCUCGUUACCAGUUCCUUAUCAACUACCUCCUAAGCCAUACUCACCGGAAGAUGUUCCAUGGUCAUGGGACCGAGGGUACUCGAAGAAGGAUGUGUAUGGACAAGUCUGGCCUAGAUAG